Molecule: messenger RNA, 1113 nt
Organism: Hemisphaericaspora subhashii
Lineage: Eukaryota; Fungi; Ascomycota; Pichiomycetes; Serinales; Debaryomycetaceae
Gene: LYS1
Product: saccharopine dehydrogenase (NAD+, L-lysine-forming)
Exons: 1
Coding region: 1-1113 (370 amino acids)
Cellular component (GO): cytoplasm
Molecular function (GO): saccharopine dehydrogenase (NAD+, L-lysine-forming) activity
Source: RefSeq, a predicted model, not a curated record
AUGUCUGAACCCGUUAUUAUACAUUUAAGAGCAGAAACCAAGCCAUUAGAAGCAAGAGCUGCAUUAACCCCAACCACCACCAAGGAAUUAAUUGAUGCUGGUUUUAAGGUUUAUGUUGAAGAAGCACCACAAUCCACUUUUAAAUCCGAAGAAUACGAAGCUAUUGGUGCCACAAUUGUUCCUGAAGGUUCCUGGAAACAAGCUCCAAAGGAUAGAAUUAUUCUUGGUUUAAAAGAAUUACCAGAAAAUGAAACCUUCCCAUUGGUUCAUGAACAUAUCCAAUUUGCUCAUUGCUACAAGGAUCAAGCUGGGUGGAAGGAUGUUUUGGGAAGAUUCCCAGCCGGAAAUGGAACAUUAUAUGACUUGGAAUUCUUGGAAGAUGACAAUGGUAGAAGAGUUGCAGCCUUUGGAUUCUAUGCAGGUUUUGCUGGUGCGGCUAUUGGUGUCUUGGAUUGGGCUUUUAAACAAACUCAUAGUGAUGAUGAAAACUUACCUGGUGUUACUCCUUAUCCUAAUGAAGAUACUUUGAUUGCUGAUGUUAAGGAACAAUUGUCUGCUGCUUUGAAAAAGACCGGCGGUAAAUAUCCAACUGGUUUAGUGAUUGGUGCUUUAGGAAGAUGUGGUUCAGGUGCAAUUGAUUUCUUCAAAAAAGUUGGUAUUCCAGAUGAAAAUGUUAAGAAAUGGGAUAUGGCUGAAACCGCCCCAGGUGGUCCAUUUAAGGAAAUUGUUGAUAGUGAUAUCUUUGUUAAUUGUAUUUAUUUAUCAAAACCAAUUCCACCAUUUAUUGAUUUUGAAAGUUUGAAUGUCCCUGAUAGAAAGUUAAGAAUCAUUGUAGAUGUUUCUGCCGAUACUACUAAUCCACAUAAUCCAAUCCCAGUUUAUACCAUUGCCACAGUUUUUAAUGAUCCAACUGUCGUUGUUGAAACUACUAAAGGUCCAAAAUUGUCAGUUUGUUCUAUUGAUCAUUUACCAUCCUUAUUACCAAGGGAAGCUUCCGAAUUCUUCUCGAGGGAUUUAAUGCCAUCCCUUUUACAAUUACCAAACAGAAACACUUCUCCAGUAUGGGUUAGAGCCAAGCAAUUGUUUGACAAACAUGUUGCCAGAUUAGGUUGA